Protobothrops mucrosquamatus (brown spotted pit viper) is the source of this 1568-nucleotide messenger RNA. RefSeq names its product tyrosine-protein kinase RYK-like. The record is from RefSeq and is a predicted model, not a curated record. Bases 33 to 1097 code for a protein of 354 amino acids. NCBI's taxonomy places the organism in Eukaryota, Metazoa, Chordata, Lepidosauria, Squamata, Viperidae. The transcript has 9 exons.
UCCGUUCCCUCCUGUUGCCGCUCCUGUUGCUGAUGCUGUUCCCUCCCGCGAGUUCCGAAAGCCAGAAGGCACCGCUUCAGUCGCCCGUUCCCGCCACGGGACCGGGCCUCAGUGUUUAUAUGAGUCAAGAAGAGGUGCUGCGCCUUAUCGGAAUCGAUGCAGAACUUUAUUAUGUGAGAAAUGACCUUAUCAAUCACUUCGCUUUGUCAUUUAAUCUACAAAUACCAGUAGAGACAAACAGCCUUCAUUUCACUUGGCAUGCGAAGUCUAAGAUUGAAUAUAAACUGGGAUUUCAAGUAGAUAAUCUGUUGGCUAUGGAUAUGCCACAGGUAAAUAUUUCUGAACAAGGAGAAGUUCCUCGAACUUUGUCAGUAUUUCGGAUGGAACUGUCUUGUACUGGCAAGUUAGACUUUGAUGUUACAGUACUAAUGCAACUCAACAUGACAGUUAAUACUUCUAAAAAUAUCACAGUAUUAAAUUUCAAACGGAGGAAAAUGUGUCAUAAAAAACUUGAUUUAGAAGUAAAGCUGCCAAUAUCAGACAAAAAUAACACUAAAGCCAUUUUUGAUCCUGUAAAUGCAGCUCCCACCACUUCUACGCGUGUGUUUUAUAUCAGUGUAGGAGUUUGCUGUGCGGUCAUAUUCCUGGUAGCAAUAAUACUAGCUGUUUUGCAUCUUCACAGUAUGAAAAGAAUAGAAUUAGAAGACAGCAUUAGUAACAGCAGUAGUUCUCAAGGUUUAUCUCAGCCUUCAACUCAAACAACCCAGUAUCUGAGAGCUGACACACCUAAUAAUGCUACACCAAUUACCAGUUCCUCAGGUUAUCCUACUCUACGGAUAGAGAAGAAUGACCUUAAAAGUGUAACUUUGAUAGAGGCAAAAGCUAAAGUGAAGGAUAUAGCAAUCUCCAGAGAGAGGAUAACACUAAAAGAUGUUCUUCAGGAAGGCACAUUUGGUCGAAUUUUCCAUGGUAUUCUAAUAGAAGAUAAAGAUCCUAGUAAAGAAAAACAAGUGUUUGUCAAAACAGUAAAAGGUAAGUUUUUAACAUUGAAUUUCAUUCUUGGAGACCCAUGCUUCUUCAUCAGCAUUCAUUUCUAGGUGUAUCAAAAGAAAUGUCCUUUAGCACACAUCAUUUUCAGUUCAGAGAAGAGUAGAUUUUGCUAUACACGAGUACAUUUCAAGCAUACAAGCUAACAAAACAGUAAAGAGAUUGGAUUAGUGACUCUGGAAGUUGAUGCCUGCCAGUGAACGUUCGAAAUAUGUGUUUUUAGGUGGAAAUUAUUCCAAAUUCUAUUGGGAAGUCAGUUUGCAAUAUAAGUGAUAACAGGAAGAAAAACCGAAACACAUAAAACAUAUUAGCUUUGAAUAAUAAAUUGAAAGGGAUGGUAGCUUGUACUUCUCUAGUUAAAAGAACCAAGUACAUAGUCUUGUGAAGAUGUCUAGAAUUAAGAAAACUUGAAGGAAUCUUGACCACCUAUUUUGCUUUUAUCAUAUAUUUUUUAAAAUAUAUUGCAGAUGUUUCUAUGCCAUUUCAGUUAUAUAAUUCCUAAGAGGCUUAUGGCAUAACAU